Molecule: messenger RNA, 720 nt
Organism: Mytilus californianus (California mussel)
Lineage: Eukaryota; Metazoa; Mollusca; Bivalvia; Mytilida; Mytilidae
Exons: 6
Coding region: 19-720 (233 amino acids)
Source: RefSeq, a predicted model, not a curated record
UUUUCAGUUGCAUAGAAAAUGUCACUCAAGUAUUGUAUUACACAAAUGUUUCAGGUUCUUAUAUACGUAUGUUCAUACAAAUCAUAUGAUAUCAAGUGUCCUCAUAUUUCACAUUGGAACUUACGAGCAUACCAUGAUUGCAAUGAUACAUCACAAUAUUAUUGUUUGUUUGACGAAAACAGCUGCAUGUACACUGAGUUUUGUAGACGAACACCAGAUUUUGAAGGACCAGGAUUGAAGGUGGUAAUUUUAGGAGGUUUAAAUGGGAAAAUGUGCUCCUCUAACCGAUAUCAACCAUUUAUGUUUUGGACAAACGGAAGCAGUGAAUGUAUUUUCCAAAAAUCUGUAUGCAGUGAAGAGGGGCAGAUAAUUGAGACUGACGAAUUAACGAGGAAAGAUAUCAGUUGCCGUUGUGAUAACACAAGAGGCUAUUCAUUUGUUUUACAACCCAAGGAUAUCACUUUUUGCGUACCGUCCCAAGAAGACUGUUCGUGUUACAUAGAACAAUGUCCUGCUGGACAUAUUCUUAAUGCAGGAUAUUUGUGUACAGCAGGUAGUCUUGGUCACAACAGAAACACUACCAGUGAAUCACACACGCAUUCAAACAAUAAAUCAACUGAAAUGAAAUUUCAACCUGUAAACCCGGAACCAGGUCGAAAAAGAUUCACAUACAGAACACCAAUCGUAACGGCUUCAGUUGAAAUUGCAGGUGAAGUGUAA